Molecule: messenger RNA, 1027 nt
Organism: Pristis pectinata (smalltooth sawfish)
Lineage: Eukaryota; Metazoa; Chordata; Chondrichthyes; Rhinopristiformes; Pristidae
Gene: hscb
Product: HscB mitochondrial iron-sulfur cluster cochaperone
Exons: 2
Coding region: 162-929 (255 amino acids)
Biological process (GO): protein complex oligomerization; [2Fe-2S] cluster assembly
Cellular component (GO): mitochondrion
Molecular function (GO): ATPase activator activity; protein-folding chaperone binding
Source: RefSeq, a predicted model, not a curated record
GGGCAAUGACGGUGAGGGCAGAAGGUGGGCAAGGGGGCCCUGAGCAACCCCCCCCUCCACCCCGGGGUCACGUGGUCCCGGGCAAUGACAGUGAGGGCGGAGGGUGGGCAGGGGGACCCUGAGCCACCUCCCCCUGGGAUCACGUGGUCCCGGCCCGAGAGAUGCUGCGCGCCGCGUUGCGGGCGGUCCGCUGCCUGGUACCCAGGGGCGGCCAGUGCCGAGCGCCGCUCCGGGCCGCCCCGCCGCCCGCGGGAACCCAGCCCCGUGGCCGGCAGGUCUGGGCCGCUGCCCGGAGCGGCCGCCGCCCUUUCUCCGCCGCUACCGCCGCCGGGUGCUGGCGGUGCGGGGCCACCCCCCGAGCGCCGGGCUUCUUCUGCCCGUCCUGCCGGGCCCUGCAGCCCCCGGACCGGCGGCUCGAUUACUUCCAGCUGCUGGAUCUGCCGCGCCGCUUCCGCCUGGACGCCGAGCGGCUGCAGGAGUCGCAGCGGCGGCUGCAGCGGGCCCUACACCCGGACAACUUCGGCCGGAGCUCCGAGGCUGAGCGCCGCUACUCGGAGCAGCAGUCGGCCCUGGUCAACGAGGCGUACGCCGCCCUGCUCCGGCCCGUGUCCCGGGGCCUCUACCUGCUGCGGCUGGAGCUAGCAGACGACGAGCCGGCGGAGGACGAGGCCGAGGCCGACUCUGCCUUCCUGGGCACCGUGCUGGAGCUGAACGAGCAGCUGGCCGAGGCCGGGAGCCAGGCCGACGUGCGGCGUGUGGCCGCCUCGGUCGAGGAGCGGCUGCGGGAGCUUGAGGAGCGGGUGGCGCGGGCUUUCGAGCAGGGACACCCGCGGGACGCCCGGCCGCUGCUGCGGCAGAUGAAGUACUGGAGCAGCAUCGGAGACAGGAAUGAAGCAGAUCGCACUGUAACAUGGGUAUCCAUGGAUUGAUGUCCUACGUUGGAGAAAAUAAUCAUUUUUUUGAUAAUAUAAAAUUGCAAAAUACUAGAAUUGUAGUUGAUGGCAAUAAUUUAUUUCACAGACUUUAC